AUGCUUGGAGCUCUUGGGUGCGUCUUCCCUGAGCUGUUGGCUCGUAAUGGUGUGAAGUUCGGUGAGGCUGUAUGGUUCAAGGCUGGAUCCCAGAUCUUCAGCGAAGGUGGUCUUGAUUACUUGGGAAACCCUAGUUUGAUCCAUGCCCAAAGCAUCUUGGCCAUCUGGGCCACCCAAGUCAUCUUGAUGGGUGCGGUUGAGGGUUACAGAAUCGCCGGUGGACCCUUGGGAGAGGUUGUUGACCCACUUUACCCUGGUGGUAGCUUCGACCCAUUAGGGCUUGCUGAUGAUCCAGAGGCUUUUGCUGAGUUGAAAGUAAAGGAGCUCAAGAAUGGAAGACUUGCCAUGUUCUCCAUGUUUGGCUUCUUUGUUCAAGCCAUUGUCACAGGGAAGGGGACCACUCGAGAACCUCGCUGA
Molecule: messenger RNA, 417 nt
Organism: Lactuca saligna
Lineage: Eukaryota; Viridiplantae; Streptophyta; Magnoliopsida; Asterales; Asteraceae
Source: the annotation of a GenBank genome assembly